This is a messenger RNA of Trachymyrmex septentrionalis, 1321 nucleotides long. RefSeq lists its product as uncharacterized. The coding region runs from base 10 to 1275 and encodes 421 amino acids. The transcript is spliced from 2 exons. Lineage: Eukaryota; Metazoa; Arthropoda; Insecta; Hymenoptera; Formicidae. The record is from RefSeq and is a predicted model, not a curated record. Gene Ontology annotation, molecular function: protein binding.
CCAAUCAAAAUGUAUUCGGCCAUGUAUAUUUCCAAUUUCGUCAGCGACAAGGACAAUUAUGAUAGAGGCGUUGGCUUCUACGAUAACAACAACAGUAGUACGCAGAAUUCACAGUCGCCUCGUGUAUACGAAUUCGGCAAGUUCGAGGAAAACUAUGGCUGGAUUCAAUGCCAAUCUAAAAGCUAUCCCAACCGCGUGUACUACCACAACACGCGGACUGGCUGCAACUCGUGGUACAGACCUGUUUCGCAUUUCAUGGACAUCCCAUUCGUCUCUGUUAGAAGGGCAAAUUACACGGGCGAUACUGUGGAAUCGACGAACGAUUUGGAAUUGAUGUCGGUAUCAGACGACGAGAAAGAGAAACAAAUUCCUACACGCGAUGGCAACAAAUCGUUGAUCGAUGUCAUGGAUAUCAUGGCACGAUAUUACUACACUCUUCAGAUUCCCGAUGCUGACUCGUCCAAUAUGAUGGACGGGAGUGACUGUUAUAAGGAAAAGAAACAAGACAUUGAUGACGAAAACAACAAUAUAAAUGAUUCGUCAUUGUACGUCACGAAUUUUCUCGAGAAUGAAUUUUUCGAGGAUACUGAUCAGAAGACCGAGCAGAAGACCAAUCAAAUAUUGGAGGAGAAGACUAAUCACAUAUUGGACUCGUUGAGCGAUAACACUUCGAACAUAUCUUCCUUCCCAACGGAACCCGUCAUAUAUGGUGUACCGUGUUUGAAGAAGAUCGACGUUGAGUGCCAAUUGAUCGAGCCAAAGAAAACGUACAUCACCAGAAGGGAAAAACCAGAACCUAAGAAGAUCAUAAACGACAUAUACGGUGUAUCGCGUUUAAAGAAGAUCGACAUUGAGUGUCAAUUGAUCAAGCCAAAAAGAACGUACGACACCAGCAGUCGGAAAAAACCAGGACCUAAGAAGAUUAUAAGCGACAUAUACGGCGUACGGACCAUCAGUUACAAUCUGCCUGAACCGGAUGAGGUGUGCGCGGCGAUGGGAGUGAAAAUAUCAACGUUGAGCGAUAGCGACAGCGACGCGAGCAUAUUACCCUCGCCGUCGCGACGCACGAAAACGACGCGGCUAUUGGAGUCCGAGUGGCGCGAUAUAGAGAAGAACUUGCAUCAACCGUUACUGAGCGACUCAAGUUCCAGUUCGUCGUCACGGUCCGAUACGACCAGCUCCAGUUCUAGCUCUAGCUCUAGCUCGAAUCAAAAUAGCGACUCCAGUUCCAGUUGCAGCUCUUGCUCGUGUUCUUUAUGCGACAGAAAUGCUUGAUGUCCGAUCGAAAUGUUCUGUUAUCUUUAUGUACAAAGAACGAUUU